Molecule: messenger RNA, 3424 nt
Organism: Ictidomys tridecemlineatus (thirteen-lined ground squirrel)
Lineage: Eukaryota; Metazoa; Chordata; Mammalia; Rodentia; Sciuridae
Source: RefSeq, a predicted model, not a curated record
CACAUGGAGGGGGGGAUGUCAAAACAACCCAAGUGCAGUGUGGAGGUGGGGAGUGGCCCAGUCAAAUGGGGAAACCCUGGGCUGGUUCUGAAGGCUCCUUGUUGCUGUCUGAUCUUGCCUUUUCCAAAAGUGGCAGCUUCAGGUACGGAUAUUGCUGCAGGAGAAGAGGUUGCCAUCAAGCUUGAAUGUGUCAAAACCAAACACCCUCAGCUCCACAUUGAGAGCAAAAUCUACAAAAUGAUGCAAGGAGGAGUGGGCAUCCCUACCAUCAGAUGGUGUGGGGCCGAGGGGGACUACAACGUCAUGGUGAUGGAGCUGCUGGGGCCCAGCCUGGAGGACCUCUUCAAUUUCUGCUCCAGGAAGUUCAGUCUCAAAACUGUUCUGCUGCUUGCUGACCAAAUGAUUAGUCGUAUUGAGUACAUUCAUUCAAAGAACUUCAUCCAUCGAGAUGUGAAGCCAGAUAACUUCCUCAUGGGCCUGGGGAAAAAGGGCAACCUGGUCUACAUCAUUGACUUUGGGCUGGCCAAGAAGUACCGGGAUGCGAGGACCCACCAGCACAUUCCGUACCGAGAGAACAAGAACCUCACUGGGACGGCGCGGUACGCCUCCAUCAACACACACCUCGGAAUCGAACAAUCUCGAAGGGACGACCUGGAGUCUCUGGGGUACGUGCUGAUGUACUUCAACCUGGGCUCUCUCCCCUGGCAGGGGCUGAAGGCCGCCACCAAGAGGCAGAAGUAUGAGAGGAUCAGUGAGAAGAAGAUGUCUACUCCCAUCGAAGUGCUGUGCAAAGGCUAUCCCUCUGAGUUUGCCACGUACCUGAACUUUUGCCGCUCCUUGCGCUUUGAUGACAAGCCCGACUACUCCUACCUGAGGCAGCUCUUCAGAAACUUGUUCCACCGCCAGGGCUUCUCCUACGACUAUGUGUUCGACUGGAACAUGCUCAAGUUUGGUGCCAGCCGGGCUGCAGAUGAUGCUGAACGGGAACGCCGGGACCGAGAGGAGCGAUUGAGACACUCCCGGAAUCCAGCCACCCGUGGCCUCCCUUCCACAGCCUCUGGCCGCCUGCGGGGGACCCAGGAAGUGGCUCCCCCAACACCCCUGACCCCUACCUCACACACGGCCAACACCUCUCCUCGGCCUGUCUCUGGCAUGGAACGGGAGCGGAAAGUGAGCAUGCGGCUGCACCGAGGGGCCCCAGUCAACGUCUCCUCGUCAGAUCUCACGGGCCGACAAGAUACCUCUCGCAUGUCCACCUCACAGAAUAGCAUUCCUUUCGAACACCACGGCAAGUAGCUGCUCGUCUCCGCGGAAGGCAGCACUGGAUUCCUGGUCGGGUGGCUUCCAGCGGUCUUCAGUCUGUCGUGCACCGAUGAGACUCUCCUUUUUGCUGUGAAGGGCAGACAAUGCAUGGCUGAUCUACUCUGUUACCAAUGGCUUUACUAGUGACACGCCCCCCGGUCUAGACCCGAAAUGUUAACGCCGGGAGCCCUCCAGGCCACUCACCCAGCGAUGCUCAUGGGGAAUCAAAACAAACUAAACGGACAGGCUCUGAGAGCCGCCAUCGCCAGGGGCUGCCGGCGUGGCCCCCACGUGAGCCCGGUUUCCACGGGGCUGGGCAGAAGAGCAGAGUGUGGGAGACUUGCAUAGAGAACCCAACUCCCUGUCAAGAGCCGCAGCUCCUUCCAGUGGUGGCGAACCUGUGCUCCCUGACGAUCCCACUGCAACUACCAGUCUUCUACUUGGUUAAGACAGUUUUGUAUCAUUUUGCUAAAAAUUACUGGCUUAAAUCUGUGUAAAGAAAUCCGUCUUUUUAUUGUUUCUUUCUUGUCUUUUGCGGUCUUAAAAAAGAUGUUGAUUUCAAAGACUCCUGAGACAGGCCCUGGCUGGAGCGUCUGUGUGAGAUGGAGGCAGAAGAGGGGCGCACGUGAAGGACAAGGAUGUGUGUUCUGUUUGUUUGUUUUCUCGUGUUGUGUUGUCCGUUGAGAGAAAAAUCUCGUCCGAAGUUGUGGUUGUAUGCGCCUGUGUGCCUCGGACCCACCAGCCACCCCCCACUGCAGGCUGAGGUGCCUGGUCGAAUGCAGGUUAGGCUCAGGCUGCCGCGGAGAAGGGAGUGAGGCCUUGGGGGUCAGAGCUCUGCGGUGCCCAGGCAGAGGCCUGGGGAGUUCCGAGACUCAAAGCUGGGUGUGCGUUCCUGGUUUUCUGGGGGGAGAGGACUGUGAGUCGGCCACCCCGAGGUCCUGUUGGGGGUCCCGUGUGGUCACUUUGGUGGUGGUUCCUCUCUACCUUUGACUUUGCGAAGUUUCUGAACAGCUUACACACUGCUGCGCACAUGGUCACCGCCAUCGCCUCUGCUGGAAGCUAGGGAGCAGGCUGUCCUCACAGACUCAGGGUGUGCUGAAGGGAACCCGCCCUAAAGCGCCAAGUCGGGUGCCUGUCCAGCUGCACCGAGAAUCUUCGCCUCCAGAAAGGUGGCACCACCUACUUCAUGACCUUGAGCUGGACGUCUGUGAGGAGGCAGCCCCUGUGAGCCAGUCCAGUCUCUUCCUGUCCUGUCCUGUGCUGUGGGCACUGGCUGCUCUGCUGAUGCAGCUAGAAUUUAAGAUGCUCUUCCCUGCUGAGAUUCUGUGCUGUCAUACACAGAUGGUAGAGACAGCAGUGGUUCUGGGGGCUCCCAUCUGGGAAAUGGGGUGCGGUAUACAUGUGCAUGGGUCCGUUUCCAUUUCUUCUGCCAGCCUGUGGAGUGAGUGCUACUGGUAGCCGGCACCCUUGGUGGGGCCUGACAGCGCCACUGUGGCUGCCCCUCCUUCCCCAGAGCUCCCUGGCACAGCACCGCAGUGGGCUGCUGGUGUGCCGUGGUGUCCCCGCGCACAGUGGCGCUGUCCAGUGGGCCGGCCAUCUUCCUAAGCCUGUGAGUGCUGCUUCCUGAAUCCUGAACUGGGUACUCUGUUAGCAUUUUGGAGUGUGGGGCCUUGACUGGGUGGGCUGCAUUUCUGGGAGUGCUGAGGGAGUUUGGGACGGGUCAUGGUGAGUGUGAGGUUUUCGUGGUGGCGAACCCCUUCAUUAGAGUUGGGCCUUGGCCUGUCAGCAGCCGUCCCGUGUGGCAAGUACCCUUUGUCAAUACCCAUGGUCCCAACAGGGUUCCAGAAGGCUGGUGGCAGGCAGCCUCCGACCCUGCACCAGGCCUGGCCUGGGACUGCUGGCUUGCACUGGGAACAGACCCGUCCUGAUCCCUCGGGUGUGGCUGUUGCAGUUCUCGGCCAGUAUGUAACCCCGUCAUCACUGGCAGGCAGCGUAGUUGAGUGUGUAUCAUCCUGUGUCUUGUGACCAGUCUCUGAGCUGUGCAUUUGUACUACCACUGUAUUUGUGUACUUUAACAAUUAUGUAAAUAAUAAAUUCAUAAUGACUUCUACCUUUGUUCCCA